Magallana angulata is the source of this 1100-nucleotide messenger RNA. RefSeq lists its product as uncharacterized. The transcript has 9 exons. The record is from RefSeq and is a predicted model, not a curated record. Lineage: Eukaryota; Metazoa; Mollusca; Bivalvia; Ostreida; Ostreidae. Bases 138 to 1100 code for a protein of 320 amino acids.
AGUGGUUUGAACGCUAUUGUCUAUUCUAUCAUCUAGAGUUCCAACUUGCUGCAUACAUUAACAUACGUGAGAUUUUCUUAGGGAACAACAUCAUCAUUAUAAUCUAAAUGACAGAGUCAUCUUUGUGAAGGAUCGCAAUGAGUUUCAUCAGAGUGAGCGAAUAUGCAGCGUUACUGCUCUUUAUCUUGUACCUACAGUGUCACCAUACGAAAGGAGAGGCCAAUAAUGGGAAAAAAUAUCGGAUAGAUAAAAUUGGAAAGACGUGGAAGUAUGCUUCUCAGUCCUGUACUUUGAUGGGAUCUGAACGGGCUCCAUCUUAUGUCGUCAACGUACAAGAAUCGUAUCCUGCAGACAUGGAAGACAGCCCUCACUGGAUAGGUGCCACAGCGGAAAUCACUCCGUGGUUUAAAUUUUCAGGAUGUUAUGUUUAUGAAGCAGUACCCGAAGAAGAAAUUAAAAAGCUGGAUACACGCUCUGCAUUUAUUGGUCCUGUGGCGGACUGUUACUUACAAUGCAUGAGCCAUUUCGGAGUCAAUGACACUCAUUGCUUCUGUACCCUUGAUUUGGAAAAAGGACGAUUGAAUGGAACCUGUGAAUUGAUAACAUCUAUUUCCUUUGAAAAUGACGUGAUUGGAUAUACACAUGACAAUUCCGACAAGAUAUACCAUUUUGCAAUGUACAUGCUAUUUGACGGCACCCCCAAGAUAACAGACAAUUUGGACGAAUGUCUGGUAAAUACCGAUACUGACUUCAUGACCAAACCAUGUGACUCAAUUGACAGCUCGAUGCGUAAAUGGUCGAAGGCAAUCAUAGAGGGACCAUCGAGUGAUGGUGGCAGGAUACAGUGGACGUCUUUUGUACGCCGGCAUCUCAUGCGAUGGACUAAAGCAAAAACUGGUCAGACAAUUACGAACUGUGUUAGUGUGAAGAAGGGAUUGAAUAAUAAGAAAUAUGAAAACGUUUUAAAACCGUGUGACAAUAUACUUCCAUACAUUUGUGAAGGGAAAAAUCUGUAUCACAUUCCAUAUUACCGCUCAAAUAUCAGCUUAGGGGUCGAUGGUGAAGGCCAGAGGGCUGAUGUUGGUCGAGGGUUGAUAUGA